AGGUUGUACAUGUAAAGGUAUGGAUAAUUUCAGUGUAUGAGUGAAGAGGAAAACCUUUAUUUCAUCUCAGACAUUCAUCUGUAAGUAUGUUUAAGCAAUUUUUUGAAGGUGGAUCCAACACUGGUGUUUCAUCUUUAUCUAUGGACGUUAGCAUCAUGUAUAAAUUGUUGAGGAAUUUCUCUGACAUUUAUCCUCCUGGAAAUGGAUGGGGAAAGGAACCUAGAAUAGUGGACAUUACAGAGAGUGAUGACAUAGAAAGAAUCCGUUUAUAUAGAAAUAAAUACAGCCAUGAUUCUGGAAGUAGCCCUGUGAUAAGUGAUGAAGUCUUUAACAUAAUCUGGGAUGAUCUUUCUAAGGCCAUUCUAAGACUCAGUGGUGGUGUUUUGAAGAGAAGGAUUAGUGAAAUAUAACUGAGUGGAUAUUAAAAUUUGACAACAUAAACUUGACAACAAGAAUCAUUACUAUCAGAAAAAAAGAUGUUUCAUGAUAGUAUUCAGUUACAUUUAUUGUUAAAAUUGUGCAAUAUUUUAUAGUGCUGAUUAUAUUGAAAAACAAGAUAUUCAUUUUCUAAUGGCAACAUAAUGUGAAAUACCCUUCAUGGAUAAUAGUUCAAGAUUGAAUUUACAAUUUCUUACUAUAAAGUGGUAUUUUACAUAUUACUCAUCCCUGGAUUUUAUUAUCUAUCUUUGUUUUUAUUGACAAUAUAUCAAAAGGAUUGGACACAAAUUCCAAAAACUUAGAUAGUCCUCUCCCAUCUAUAUCUUUAUGUACUGUAAUAAGUUGUGCUUUUGCUUGUUCAGAAAUUUUCAUUUUUCUUUUUUCGAUAAUUGAUUAAUAUUAUAAUAGUAAAGGAUAUUUUUGGAUUUUUUUUUAGAUGUUUACUUGUAUUUAAAAAAUAAUGAUGAAAUAAUAUGUCUGUAAAUGAAUGUGAUGAUUACAGCAGCCAUUAGGUACGUCACU
Saccostrea cuccullata (small rock oyster) is the source of this 960-nucleotide messenger RNA. RefSeq lists its product as uncharacterized. The transcript is spliced from 2 exons. Lineage: Eukaryota; Metazoa; Mollusca; Bivalvia; Ostreida; Ostreidae. The record is from RefSeq and is a predicted model, not a curated record. The coding region runs from base 87 to 410 and encodes 107 amino acids.